Molecule: messenger RNA, 1035 nt
Organism: Colletotrichum spaethianum
Lineage: Eukaryota; Fungi; Ascomycota; Sordariomycetes; Glomerellales; Glomerellaceae
Product: secondary metabolism regulator LAE1
Exons: 6
Coding region: 1-1035 (344 amino acids)
Molecular function (GO): methyltransferase activity
Source: RefSeq, a predicted model, not a curated record
AUGGAUCAGGUCGACCACGAGGUUGUUCUUAUCCCUGGAGACGAGGUAUUUACUCAAAAGUCCCAUUUGACGCCCAACAUGGCGAUUAAUCUGGGUUUUCCUGUGCAGGUCUUGGACAACGACGCCUCUGAGCUCGAGAGCACCGCUUCAUCAAGUACCAGCAUUAGCAGCUCCAUCCUGAACUAUCGUCUCGAGAACGGCAGAACCUACCACAAGUAUAAGGAUGGCAAUCUGCAACACGAGAUCAUAACAUACACUCUCGAUGGUGAACUUGGUCUGGCCCCGCCCUGCCACAAGACUGCCAAAGUCGGACGAGUCCUCGACGUCGGCACUGGCACUGGUAUCUGGGCCAUUGACUUCGGCGAUCUGCAUCCCGAGGCCGAGGUUCUCGGCGUAGACCUCUCUCCUCCCCAGCAGGAGUUCGUCCCUCCAAACGUCAAAUUCGAGAUUGACGAUGUAGAAGAGGAGUGGUUGCACUCAGAGCCGUUUGAGUACAUCCACAGCAGGUUCAUGACCGGAAGCAUAAUGAACUGGAAGGAAUACAUCAGGCGCUGCUAUGAGUAUGGGCUUGCCAAUCUCAUCUUUGCACACUUAUCUGAACGUAGAAACAGCAACCUCGCUCCUGGCGGAUAUCUUGAGCUCGUAGAAAACCAAGCCACGGCCAACUCAGACGAUGGCACAUUCCCCAAGGACUGUGCGAUGGCCAAGUAUAUCGAGGGUAUUCAGACGGCUUCGGAGAAGCUUGGCCGUGCAUUCAUCGACGUUCCAAAGCUCAAAAACAUCAUGGAGGAGGCAGGCUUCGUCGAUGUCGAGCUUCGGAAGUACAAGUGGCCGAUGAACACAUGGCCGAAGGAAGAAAGGUACAAGACGCUCGGCCUCUGGUGCCUGGAGAACUUCAACAGCGCCCUCGAGGCCGUGUGCAUGGCGCUCUUCACACGAGUGCUCAACUGGUCCCUUGACGAGGUCAACAUAUUUCUCAUCGAUGUCCGUAAGGAUUUGAAAAACCAAAGCUAUCACGCCUACUUCAAUGUGUAA